CUCAGAAUGAUGACGAGCUCUCGUUUGAGGAAGAUAAUGUUUUAUAUAUUUUGGAAAACGACGAUGAAGAGUGGUGGAAGGCAAAACUAAAGAUCAACGGUGAUGAAGCUGAUAAUGGCCCAAUCGGUCUAGUGCCUGGAAAUUAUCUUCAGGAGGCGGAACACAUGGAUACGCUGAAAGCUCUUUUUGAUUAUGAAGCAAAGAAUGACGACGAGUUAACCUUUAAAGAAAACGACUUGAUGUAUUUGUAUGAGAGAGACGAUGAUUGGUUUUUGGUUAAAUUGGGUGACUCUUUCGGUUACGUUCCUAAUAAUUAUGUAGAGAUAAAAGAUGAACAAGGUGAACAAGGUGAACAAGAUGUUAAUUAUGAGGAAGAGAAAGAGAAUGAUAAAAGAGUGGCUAAACCAAAAUUUUUAUUAAAUGGAUUCUCGAAUACAUCAGAUAGCACUAAAUAUGUUGAUCCAUUAAAAAUAUAUGCUCAACAAAAUGUUCAUAAAAAAUCUGGUUUAUCUUCAGAUGUAAAAACUUGGCAAGUCACAUUGAUAACGAAAAAUGAUAAGAAGAAAGAAAAAAAGAAGGGAACGAUCGUUGUUGGGGAUGGUAAGAUUGUAUAUGCUAGUCAAUCAGAUAAGGCACCAGUACAAGUUUUCAACAUCACAGAUAUUAUUGACAUCAAACAUGAGAAGAAACAUAUCAUAAUUCAAUUUGGCGGAGCAAAGACGACAACAUUUGAUUUCCAAUCAAAUAAACACUCUGAAAUAUUCCAGAAGAUCAAAGAUUGUCGCACUAGCUUGGAAAUACCAACCGUUAAACCACCAAUAACUAUCAGAGUUGCUUUAUAUGAUUUCAAAGCACAAGGUGAUGAUGAAAUAUCAAUUCGUGAAGAAUUAGGAAAACAAAUUGGGUGA
Entrophospora sp. SA101 is the source of this 908-nucleotide messenger RNA. The record is from the annotation of a GenBank genome assembly. Lineage: Eukaryota; Fungi; Glomeromycota; Glomeromycetes; Entrophosporales; Entrophosporaceae.